AUGGGUGCGUCUCCCUCGCCGGCGAUUCCCGAGUCCAUUUUGGAGUUUCUUGUUAAUUGGCGGUGGGUUUUGCACCAUCUUCUGAGCUCCGCGGAUUCGACGACCGAAGGGCGGUACCCGCAGCUCUUCGGAGACCUCCGCGCGAUGCGUUUGGCGCUCGCCGGCUCCUUUUCCGCCAUCACGACGGUCGGGGCGAUGCCGUUUGGGGCGCUCGAGAUGGCCCGCUGUGGGUUUUACCACCUCCUCCUCGCGGAGCGACUGCUGGGCUGCACCCCGCCCACCCUCCAUCCUUUUCUCACCGCCGCGGGGACGGGGGGAAAGAAUGCCGCUUCCGCCCCUUUCUUCUCGCGGGAGGGGGGCGGAUUUUCGGCCCACGCGCAGGCCAUGGCAGCCCUCCUCCGCUGGAUGAGCCGCGCGCAGCCCCCUAUCCUCCACGUCGAGGGGCUUUUUCUCGCGCUGAAUAUUUCACCCCCCUCCCGAACCCCCAACGCGGCCGAUGUCCCCGCCGAGGUCAGCGAAAAGACGGAGAAAGAUGGGGCGUCGAAGUCGUUCUCGCGCUUUGCCGAGGCUGCCGAAAAGCUUUCACAGCUCACGCCCUUUUAUUUAGGGGCGCAUACCUUCAUUACUCGCUCUUUACUGCAUUAUUUCACCCGUACGGUACUCUCCAUUGAUGGGAUUCGAACGCAUACCCGCCAUCUUCUAUCGCGUGCGAUUCCUCCGGCCUCGACGGUGGAGGAGGCGCUCAUGGGUUGGAUGCGGGGGGUUGUCAAACUCCUCGCGGAUGCCCCGGGAUCUUCAAACGAGCCGCCCCCGCCUCUCUCGGGCAGUUUUAAACAUUCCAAGGAUACAAAUAGGGACCAUACAAGCUUUUAUGACAAUUUUACCACCCAUUCCCUUGGUUCUUCCUCGUUUUCUUCCCCGGUGGGAUUUCACUCACGGGCUUGGGUAACCUGGCGGCAGACUUUUCUGCACCUCCCGCGGAAUUUCGUGGAUUUUCUCCACAGCGGCAUUGUCCUGAGUGUGGUGCUUUAUUUCUAUCAUCCCAAUUUAAUGCCGCUGGAGAAGAUAGAGCUCGUUGAAUUAAGUGAAAGGCAAAGGGGAAAUAAUUUAAGCGAAAAGCCAAGGACGAGGCUUCCAGAGAAUUCCACCGAGGACGCCGUGAAAGCGAAAAAUGAAAGCUUUUCUGACCUUUACAAGGGGGUUUGUUGUGCAGGGGAUAGUGCCGGGGUGGGGCACACGCAGGGGGUGCUGCAGAAUUGGGGGAAUAUUUUAAAAGUAAUGGAAAAAUUGCAAAUGGACCCGGGUCUCUCCGCCGACGAGAUUGUUUAUCACGGCCGCGGCGCGCUUCAACUGCAUAUUUUGCGCAUUAUGGAGGCGCUAUUCGCGGAGUUGGCGACGCACGCCGAGGAGGAGGUCCGCGCAAGAGUGGAGUGGGAGCUCACCCAGGAGCUCAUUUCCCCCAAAUUGGAGGAAGACGUCCCACAAAUUAACGUUGAUGAUGCGAAAAAGGAAGAAAAUAUCCCUGCCCCAGGCAAGCGGGAUCUCAUACUCCAUCCAGCGCAGAAGGAAGUGCUUUCAGAGCAAAGUGCGCUGGAAAGGGGCUCUUCGUUCAUUCCCGAAAUUGAACCCAUCAGGGGUGUUGUUGAGGAAUCUACCGUGAAAGAAGCGCCUAUCGCGUCCACAGUGAGGACACCCACACCGUUUUCCGCGCUUUCGAUAUCAUCCUUAUUUACCGAAACUUCCUUCUCUUUGCCAUGUACCCCGCAACCCAUUUUAAACUCUGCCUUCUCUAGUCGUGGGGAAGGGGCUUCGCCUUUGACGCCGCCAUCUAGCGUCGAUUUUCCCGAGAACUCCGACGUCGGGAGUACCGGUGAUGAGGAGGAGGGGGAUUUUAGUCCUCAGAUUAUUAUGGAACCCUACCGACGAGCACAGGGACGCGGCAUCGCCUCGCCUUUAGCGGUCUCAAUGAAAAUGUUGACGGAAUCUCAAUCGAUGAGGUCUACACAAGGUGCGUAUUUCACACCAACGCGGGGUGGGUGUUCCAGAGAAGAAUUAAACCUUCUGCAGGCUUUGCCCCCGCCACCACCGCUGUUGUCGAAAUUCGUGAUUCCAUCCCCAACCUUUGAAGGUCUGCCUUCCGACGAUGAGUUUUAUCAGAACGUGAAGGUUUCAAAUUUUAUGGAUACACUGACGGAUCGUUCACGAGUAACGGCCAAAAUCUCACCAAAGACAUCAUCACAUAUCCGAAAGGACUAUUUCAACUCAACAAUCUCCAGCACCGCAAAGGAAUCAUCUGAUCAAAAGAGUGAUCCGAAUCUUCACGAAAUCAGCCGCGCAUCAGAAGUUACCAAGAGCAAAGAACAUUCUGUGGUAAUCCUAUCAAGAAAAUCCAAAUUUGCGUCGGUUGAUGAGAUUGAUAGUGAACUUAGAAAUGCGGAAGAGAGCAAACUCAUAGACCUCCUUGAGGGUCAGAUGAAUAACUCAGUGGAGUUGCCAUCUCGUCGAACGCACAAUCGUUCACCGCCUCGAUCGGAGAUUUUAUACACUGAAGAUCCCACCCUGGAGAGUUCUUUUUCGUCACGAAUACCCUUUGCCAUGACGGAUGAGAGUGUGGCCUGCUUUACUGUUUUUUCUUCGGUUAAACAACCUCUUUGCAGGAAUGUCUGCCAAGAGGGAGAAGCUAUUCCGAGCCAAAAAAAUUCCAGCAUGAAAGCUAGACAUCUGGAUAUAGGAAACAGUGCUGAAUGGGAUUUACAACGCGUGCGAGGCGCUUCCAUAUCGACAGGUAAUUCCCCCAAGACGAGUUUAUCCCCACUUUCAAUCGAUAAAUGCUUAUCUGAUCUUAACUGCCUUGACCAAGCACCUGAAUCAUCUUCUUCAACAAGCAAAAAUCCGAUAACAGGGGUUGGAAACUCAAUUACCCAUCGCUGUGUUCGCCGAAAUGACACUUCAUUGCUUUUUCCUCCAUCUCCAGAGUCCCGUAAGUCUAAACCGACUAGAAAUGAGAAAAAAAUGGUACAAAGUACUUCUGAAAUCUCUUCUGUAGCUGGUAGGAAUAACAAUAAUAUCGAUAACCGAAAUAACUAUCAUAGCGGCAUCCGACAGCAACCCGAGACGUCUUCCCAACCAGAUUCUAAUUGUGCAAUUCAUCCACUUAUUGGCGUAUAUCCAGGCUUCCCUGACGAGCUGCAAUCCUCAAGAGCAAAGACUGUUAUUAAUACGGAGAAGAAGAACCAAACCUUUUCGUAUGGUGCGUAUUCUGCAUCUGAACUCGGUGCGUCUUUUGAGCGAAUGCGCGCGUUAAAAUCCCCUCGAAAAGUUUACCAUAAUAAAAACGGCGCUAUUGAUCAUCAAACUCUUACGAGAAGUUUGAACAAAUCGCUUCAAGGCAGAUCCGUAUCCUACGAUUCCGUCUUUGCACAACUCGCCGAAUCGGACGUGUCAUCGUGUAAUGAUAUCGAUUUACUACGAGACACCAGUACAGGAAGUGGCUGA
This is a messenger RNA of Phytomonas sp. Hart1, 3495 nucleotides long. NCBI's taxonomy places the organism in Eukaryota, Euglenozoa, Kinetoplastea, Trypanosomatida, Trypanosomatidae. The record is from the annotation of a GenBank genome assembly.